GAUGGUCCGUGCAUACGAAAGAACGGCAACUGAGCCGAAAGAUUCAAUUGGGAGCGCUCUUUCCUCUUGAUCGCCAACUGCACUUGCAAGGCGUAUUAAAGCUAACUGGCAGGACACAUGCCGAGUCCCCCCCUCAUGGUUUCCCCCGUAUGGCCCAAGUCAGCGGAUGGUUUAAUAUCAGGACGCCUGCCACCCGCGAUCGUGAUGCUCCAAGUCUGAGGCCGUGUGCUGGUGCCGUUCGUCUGAGAACAUGACCGACUCCGUCGGAUCCUGGCCCGCCGAGAGCGAACAACAAUUCUGGGAUGCUCUGACCCAGAUCUUAUCCGCGCCCUGUGCGGCCCCCGAGGAACUUGAUGAAGCCUUGCGCUCAUGGCUCGAUCUUGUCUCCACAGCCCGCGACGAGUAUCUCGACAGCGAAGAUGAUGUCGCCCGUUGUUCGCAGAUGCUCCUGGAGAGCGAGCUAUUUUGCAAGAACAGUGAUUACGUGCGAACGCAGCUAAUAUACAGCCUUUUGCAAGAGGACGAAUUCGCGAAGCUUCACGUGUACGCCAACUUCCUUUUGCUCGACGGCAGGACCGAAGAGAGAACCUUUCGGGCCAUGAUUGGCGAGGGAUGUUUCGUUCGAUUACUGGAUCUCAUUAAGGGAUGUGGGGGUCAAGAUGCUCGUCUACAUCGGCUUUUGUUGCAGCUGAUGUAUGAGAUGUCGCGCAUCGAGCACCUGCGCCCAGAGGACCUUCUGCAGGUCGAUGAUGGCUUCGUCAUGUACCUAUUUCAGCUCAUUGAGGCUCUGUCUGAUGACGCCACCGACCCAUACCAUUAUCCAGUGAUACGAGUUCUGCUAGUUCUCAACGAGCAGUACAUGGUAGCCUCUACUUCUACGGCGACAGGCGCCGAUGGUCCCGCUGUUCCGAUGACGAAUCGAGUGGUUAAGAUCCUCAGCGUGCAUGGACCGUCAUUUCGGACCUUUGGUGAGAACAUCAUAUUGCUUCUGAAUCGAGAGACGGAGACCUCGCAGCAGUUGCUCAUUCUAAAGCUCCUGUACUUGCUUUUCACUACAGCGGCAACGUAUGAGUACUUCUACACCAACGACCUCCGAGUUCUACUCGACGUCAUCAUUCGCAACCUGUUGGACCUGCCCUCCGAGGCGAAUAUGUUGAGGCACACGUACCUGAGGGUUCUGGCUCCUCUACUCGCGCACACCCAGCUCAGCCAACCACCUCACUACAAGCGGGACCAGAUUCUCAGCUUACUGGAGAUAUUACGUGGCUCGGGCAGCACACACUUCAAGCCACCGGAACCGACGACUUUGCGGCUGGUUGAACGAGUUGCAAAGACGCCUUGGUUGGCUGAGGAUGAGGCGGGCUCGCCAGGUCCGAGUCCCGUCGAGAGUUUGUCGCACACAGAAACUGGCAGUUCCCUGAGCCUCGUCGCAAAUGUGUCCGAGAAGCCGGGGGUCAAAACGCCGAGCAGAAAGUCAGCGAUAGGGGUUGCUGCCGGCACAGAGAGCAGCUCACCCAAGCCUACACCACCGCCGCCGAGAACCUUAAGGGCGCAGAUGUCUCUGCCCCAAGUGCCAAAGCAUCGCCACGGGGCACCUCUUCUUCCUCCGGCCGCGAACUGUGGCCAUAUCAACGGAAACGGGCAAAAGAAACCACCACCUAAGAUUCCGCCACCACGAAGAAAGGCAAGGCUUUUGGCUCCGACCGAAUCACUGCCGGCGACAGAAUCGACGACACCUGUGUCUUGAUGACGAGGUUGGAAUAAUCAAUGAUGAUCCGGCAUUCCCAUUAGUAUCGAAAAAUUUGCGUGAAGCCGGCCAUUGGAUGGGAUGGACCGAGGUCCGCGUCUUGUUUAUUGUCAGUGUAUAUGGCUGGGGUCUACUGGGACCCUUUGUGGCGGGUUGAAUUGGGAUGCGCCUUUCGCGGAUCUUAUGACAGAGAGAGCAUUGGACUGCUUCCGAAUCCUCGGGGAAUGCACGCUGCAUGGGGAGGGUAUUACAUAGCAAGGCGUUUCUGUGCGAUUACCAACUGUAAUGGAGAAGGCUCCUUUGUACCUUAGGUACCUUUUACUUUUAUAGUAACUGCUGAGUAAACUGUCAUGGUAUCUUUUGAGGGGAUUUUCUUGUCUGCCUUUGAUUGUCCUAGCAUCACUUAU
Messenger RNA from Chaetomium strumarium, 2154 nucleotides. RefSeq lists its product as uncharacterized. Gene Ontology annotation, cellular component: actin cortical patch. NCBI's taxonomy places the organism in Eukaryota, Fungi, Ascomycota, Sordariomycetes, Sordariales, Chaetomiaceae. Gene Ontology annotation, molecular function: Arp2/3 complex binding. The record is from RefSeq and is a predicted model, not a curated record. The coding region runs from base 251 to 1747 and encodes 498 amino acids. Gene Ontology annotation, biological process: endocytosis; actin cortical patch localization; actin cortical patch assembly. The transcript is spliced from 3 exons.